Molecule: messenger RNA, 2044 nt
Organism: Bufo gargarizans (Asiatic toad)
Lineage: Eukaryota; Metazoa; Chordata; Amphibia; Anura; Bufonidae
Product: CKLF-like MARVEL transmembrane domain-containing protein 3
Exons: 5
Coding region: 39-560 (173 amino acids)
Cellular component (GO): membrane
Source: RefSeq, a predicted model, not a curated record
UCCCAAAAUCACCAAAACUCCUGCCCCGCACACACAGCAUGGACGACCCGGAGAGUGCGGAGGGGCCCCGGGCCCAGAGAGCCGGCCUGAGCGCCCUCAUCCCGGGCAGGGGCUUCCUGGCAUCGCGGAAAGGGCAGCUGCUGCUGGCAGAAUGGGUGGUGUCGCUGAUCACAUUCAUCUGUUACGUGGCGUCCACGGCCGUGGCCCUCAUGACCGUCCCCCUGAUAGAAUUCCUCUGGGCCCUCUUUACAUUCUUUGCUUACUCCAUGAAACUGAACGAGCAGCUGAAGGGAAUUUUCUGGCCGCUGCUGGACUUCAUCCGCUGUGUCUCUGCCGCCAUCAUUUAUUUUGUGAUCUCGCUUGUGGCUGUGUCCAAGUAUUCCUGUGGGGCCUCGAAAGCGGCUGCGGUGCUCGGAUUUAUUGCCACCAUCGUCUACGCCUUCGACUUCUACAUCAUCUUUAAUGACCUGAUCCAAUUCCUGAAGAAGGGAGAUUCUGCAGACGACGAACCUCAGCGACGGAAGUCAGACGGUGAAGGUACAGACUCGGACUCCGACUGAUGGUCCCAGGAGAAGCGGAGACGUUUCCUUUCCCUCCCGGUGGAUUGCGCUCGACCCUGGAGCCCACAGACAUGUCAUUAUGGGGGAAGAGUGAAGGACGUUUUUUUAAAUAGAGAAAUUUUUUAGGGAUAUAAUGAGGACAAUUGAAGAGCUGAUCCUCCGUGGACGUCGCCCAGUACAUGGUGGACACCGAUCACCUGCACCGGAGACACCGAGGAGGUCAGAUUUUAGGCCCAGUAUUACGGUGCACCUUCAUAUCCCCCUUUUUUGUAUUUUAAGGGGCUUUAACUAUUGACAAUAAUUAUUACCGAAUAGAACAGCACAAGAGGUGAUAGAACCAGCGCUGACGUAGAAAACCAGAUCCAUUUUCAGUUAACCCUUCCAGGUAGUACCCCAUUAUAUUUCGGUGGCUGGCACCAUUCACUCCCCCACGUGAAGACAGAGCAGGGUGGCAUCAAUGUUGCCAGCUCUCUGCAGGGGGAAAAGAUGGCUGCAGCGACCUGACAUUGGAUUGUAAGGCUUUAUCGUGCAUUAUACAAAAGGGCCAUUUUUUUAAAAUCCCAUUCACUACAAUGUGACCUGUAAACUACGGCAGGCGGCCACAAAUAAAACCAGACGUGUGAAUGUACCCAUACGCUGCGUUACGGUUAGUCUUCAGCUCUGUGACCAAGCCUCACGUCGGCGGUAUGCCAUUGUAUACCUCCAUGCCUGGUGUAUAGCUGCAUGUCCACCAUAGGUUCCCACUGUGAAAAAUGUGUAUAAUAGACAUUUUUAUAGCGGAGAAAAGUAUUGUGCCAAAGGCCUAGGCUGGGCGAGCCCUAUGGAGACCGUCUGUAUAUGUUAAACUUGGGGCUGGACGCAGGGUGCACACAGCCUUCAUGGUACAUUUUUGGGAGUAAGGGGGGGGGGGGGCAUUUAUUAUGGGAAGUACACAACUUUGUGUUCAACUUUUUGUCGGAUUUGCAACUUUUCCCUGCUAAAGCCACUUUUCUGUGGUGGAGGAGAAAGGCUGCGUGCCAGCCAGUAGGCACAUCUGACUAUUUGUGGUGUAGAAAAUGACUUGAAUCUACGCCAGCAAGGGAGCUAGUCUAGAUUUAGGCAAGCCUCACGGCCGCCGGUGGGACACCUAAAUGAUGUAGAAGUUGGUGCAUCUACAUAUAACUUAGGUGCAUCAAGCGGCAGCAGACAUAGACUAGGAACGGCGUCUAAAUUGGCAGUCUUAGUAAAUUUCCCCCUUGGUAGUUUAGGACCCUUGCAGAGGUAGGUACACACUGGCGUGUGUGUGGGGGGGAAAACCAAUAAAGCACUCGUGGAGAAAAAAAUGGCAGCUGCAGCCGUCCUCUACACUCCAUGUAAAGCCAGAUCACAUCCAUAUUAUGGCCACCUUGUGGUUCAUGUGAAGUAAGCAUAAAUCAACAUAAAAAAACAGCAUUUCCCUCAAAAAAAAAAAGGAACUAUUGUUUAAAGUAGACUUGUCCCUAUGA